UGUAAAUAUCUGCCUCACAAAUCAUAUCUCCAGGCUUAACCUUUGCACUCCUGGUUGUCCCCAAACCCCUCACACUCCACAGUCCGAAGCUCCCACAGCAGGGCCUGCUUUGGCACACAGCUGAAAAGCAGCACAGCUCCAGCCUGGCCUACAGCAGGGACUCAGCUAUUCACUGAGUGAAGUAUUUUGGUUAGCAGCUGCUUCCUUGCUGGUCUCAGAGGAGCUGGCCACCCACUGCCCUGUACAGCCACCCAGGUGGCCUUCCUAAAGGCCACUGAAAAUUGACCACCACCUAAACCUCUGCUGUGGUUCCUUAACAAAGUGGGACAAAGUUCAUGAUCUCAAGCUGGCAGAUGAGGCUGUUUCCAUUUGCCGUUCCACAGGGCGGACACGGGUGCCCUUGAACAUACUCUCACUGCACUCAUCCUCAGCCCGAGGGCCCGUCGGCCACCACCCAUGUGUUGUUCACCUUUGCACCCCAGUACUGGCACCCUGUAAUGUUUCCUAAGCAGAAAGACAACUAUUAGAGACAGAAAUGAUCUUGGGAACUACAGGGCUCAAAGCAACUCAGAGGCAACAACCACACCUGAGCUGCUAUCCUUGGUCAGGAACCUGACAAAUCCUCUGGAAACAUCACCUAGAACCCCAUAAGUAUGCUUGCCAGAACCCCCAGCUGACUUUGAGGCUGGGCCCACUCUAUGCAGCCCCAAAUCCGAACCCGGCAGGUGAGCCAAGCCUGGCACAUAGUAGGACCACAGCAAAAACAGCUGUUUGACUAAGUCAACCUCUUGCCAGGUGACAACUGCAUCCAUAAAACCAACAUCCCUCUCUAGGCAUUGUUCUCUUCAUCUGUAGGAUGGAGCUAACUAGCCCUACAAGUUUAAGGUACUUUGAGCUGGUCCCCCCAACCACAUUCUUUGCAAACGAAGGGGGGGGGGCGGGUGGCGCUAAAGCAGCCAAAUUCCAAGACCCGAGAUCCACUGCUAGCCCAGCUGAUUUUUAUUAACCUCUGCCCAAACUACUGUAUGGGAAAAAAAACCAAAAACCAAAAACCAGACCCUUCUCCCCCCAUAGCCAUUUGCAUCAGAAUUAGCAGGGAGGGCUUGUUAAAUGAUGAUUCCAGACCGUGCCCCACCUGAGAGGUUUGGUAGGACUCUGAGCAGGGGCCCAGAAUUCGCGUUUAAGGCAAUCCUGAGAGAUCCUGGGCAGAGUGAAACUGGAGAACCAAAGUUCCAAACUAGACCAGUCCUCUAGAAAUGUCAUCUAGAACACCACAUGUAUGCAUGCCAGAGCCCCCAGCUGACCUUGAGGUUGAGCCCACUUCAUGCAGGCCCAAAGGUGAACCCAGCAGGUUGACCAAGCCUGGCACACAGUAGGACCACAGCAAAACGGCCUUCGGGUACCCAUGUGUUAAGGGUCAGACCUUAUUUUGGGGAAAUUCACAUUUACCAGAAAAAUCUGGGGAAAAGAGGAUUUCUCUUACUCUAAUAACAUAUAACUUAGUUCCUCCAAAGAACUAGCUUCCGGAAGAAUUAAGAAAGACCAGCUUCCCGCAGCCCACCCCUUUUACUCUCUGGGACUUGGCACUUGCGUAAAGCGGUGCCCCAGUCACAGCGUCCAGCCCAGGUCCUCUCAACUCACCAAGGCCGCCCGGGGCUCCGCGGCUGCAGCGAGGACAACGAUUCAGUGUGGCCCUGAAACUGGACCAUCUCCAGAGUGGAUGGUCAGACAUACUCUGACCCCAGGGGACUUGAGAGACCUUCGAGUGGAACCUGUUAAAAGCAGUGUUGCAUCAGAGGACUAUUCAAUUUUGAUGAACAUAAGCUGGAUACUCCGUGCAGAUGCCAGCAUCCGCUUGUUGAAGGCCACCAAGAUCUGUGUGACAGGCAAAAGUGGCUUCCAGUCCUACGGCUGCGUGAGGUGCAAUUACACAGAGGUAUUCCAGACUCAGAGCAGACCCUCCGGUGGCAAAUGGAUGUUUUUCUACAUUGGUUUUCCUGUAGAGCUGAAUACACUCUAUUUUAUUGGGGCCCAUAAUAUCCCCAAUGCAAAUAUGAAUGAGGACAGCCCCUCCAUGUCUGUGAAUUUCACCUCACCAGGCUGCCUAGACCAUGUAAUGAAAUACAAAAAAAAGUGCAUUGAGGCGGUGGCGCCAACUGAAGGCCUUUCAUGUUUGGGGGGAAAUCUGCAAGUCCUUCCAUCUGCUCAGUUACCACCAGUACCACUGACCUGUGGCCACAGAGACCCUCAGAACCUUCUGUUUGGAUUAGCAAACAUUCAAGGUAGUCUGUGGGAUCCAAACAUCACUGCUUGUAAGAAGAAUGAGAAUAUGGUAGAAGUGAAUUUUACAAUCAGUCCUCUUGGAAACAGAUACAUGGUUCUUAUCCUAAAAAACACUGUAAUUGGGACUUCUGUGUCAGAGUACCAGGAAAAACUAACUCGAACUUCUGUCAUGGUUCCAGUGACUGGGGAAAGUGAAGGUGCUGUGGUCCAGUUAACACCAUAUUUCCAUACUUGUGGCAACGACUGCAUCCGACGCAAAGGAAUGGUGGUGCUCUGCCCACAAACAGGUGUCCCCUUCUCUCCGGAUAACAGCAAAAGCAUAUUGAGUGGAUGGCUACCUCUUCUGGCUCUGCUGGUGGCCACAUGGGUGCUGGUGCUUGGGAUCUGUCUAACAUGGAGGCGUGAAAAGAUCAAGAUGUCCCUUUCUUCUACCAUGUUACUGCCCAUUACGGUUCUUGUGGUUUACCCAUCUGAAAUAUGUUUCCAUCACACGGUUUGUUACUUCGCUGAAUUUCUUCAAAACCACUGCAGAAGUCAGGUUAUCCUUGACAAGUGGCAGAAAAAGAAAAUUGCCGAGAUGGGUCCAGUGCAGUGGCUUACCACUCAGAAGAAAGCGGCAGAUAAAGUCAUUUUCCUUCUUUCCAAUGAUGUCAACACCAUCUGUGAUGGUACCUGUGGCAAGAGUGAGGGCAGCCCCUGUGAGAACUCCCAAGACCUGUUCCCCCUUGCUUUUAACCUCUUUUGCAGUGAUCUAAGAAGCCAGACUCAUCAGCACAAAUACAUAGUGGUCUAUUUUAGAGAGGCUGAUACCAAAGAUGAUUACAAUGCGCUCAACGUCUGCCCCAAGUACUGCCUCAUGAAGGAUGCUACCUCUUUUUGCAUGGAACUCCUCCAUGUCGAGCAGCAAGUGUCAACGGGCAAAAGGUUACGAGCCUGCCACAACAGAUGCUCCUCCCUGUAGCCUACCCAUGAGAAGCGAGAGAACUUGAUGCCUUCCUACUGCCUCUAAUUACAGGGGGGAAAACCAUCUGUGAUGACUCUGAAGUUUACUUGUAGGGAGGAUUAUAUGUAUAUACCUGCUUUAGUAAUAUGAAUAACUGAACACAUAAGUUUUAGUCUAGUAAUUAAAAUUUUUAUGCCAAUAAAAUUGUUACAAAGAUUAUUAA
This is a messenger RNA of Pteropus alecto (black flying fox), 3449 nucleotides long. It is a transcript of the gene IL17RB, whose product is annotated as interleukin 17 receptor B. Bases 1721 to 3244 code for a protein of 507 amino acids. Lineage: Eukaryota; Metazoa; Chordata; Mammalia; Chiroptera; Pteropodidae. The record is from RefSeq and is a predicted model, not a curated record. Gene Ontology annotation, molecular function: interleukin-17 receptor activity. The transcript has 12 exons.